GCAGGGAUUUAAUCCAGCUAUGCUGGUUUCAGUAUGUUGUCUGCGCGGAGGUUGAUCUGACACGUGCAGGCUAGUUUAUCUUAAAUCAGCUUGUACUUUUGAUUUCAAUGCGGUUCAUAGUUAUUCAAAUCUUGAAAGAGGACAAUGAAUUUAACUAUGAAUAUGUUUUAAAGUGAAAUCGUAUUGUUAUUUGUAAUGACAUAUUUUAUAAACAGUGAGAGGCAUGUCAAUAUUUUCUGCUAUAAGUUUAAACCCAGGUGUGAAAUACACGUACGCAGAUAUUUAAGUUGGUAACACCUUGCAACAAAAUGGCUACUAAUUUUAGUUCUGUUAAUCAAAGUUCAGAUUUUUUGAAUGACUAUUGCUGUGAUGCGUGUGAAGGUAAAAAUAUUCAGGAAAUUGCAGAGUGGUUUUGUGAAACCUGUCUGAAGUAUUUUUGUAUGCAAUGUAACCAUCAUCACAAUCAGUUAUAUUCUUACCAUACCACAUACGGAAGAGGAGACAUAAAAAAGUGGCCUCUCUUCAAGAAAAUAGAGGACUUUCUCCAGAAAUGUGAUGUCCACAAAGACGAAAGGCUGAAAAUGCUAUGUCAGGACCAUGAUCAGCUGUGCUGUUCAAACUGUGCUUUUGUAAACCACAGACAGUGCACCAAUGUGACUAUCAUUUCCGAAACAAUAAAAAACUUUUCGACGGGCUUAAAACAGCUUGAAGAAAAGAUUCAAGCUAUUGUGACAGAUUUGAAGAAGUUUGAAAGAAAUCGAGAGGCUGGUAUUCAUUCUGUAGAGGAGUCAUACAAUGCUCGACUACAAGAAGUAAGCGAUGCACGUCAGAGAAUAAAUGCUGCUCUAAAUGAUAUAGAAAAGAAUACCUUGACAGAAUUGGAUGAAAUGAAGACGACACUGCAAUCCUCUAUGAAAAAGGAUGUAGAAAAAUGUAACAAGCUGAAUGAUGAACUUAAACAACUCGGUGACGCUGUACAAGACCUUGGUGGUAAAAAUAAGGCGGAACUGGAAUUUAUAGCCAGCAAGAAAAGUCUGAGCAAGGUUCAGGAGUCUGAAGAAUUUCUUAAUAAAAAGACUGUCGUAAUUGGUCUUUCAUUUUCAUUCGAACCCAACACAGACAUUGAGCAGUACUUGUCCAAACAGGUGGGUCUGGGUAAGAUUCUUCUUGCGGACCCAAUUAAUGUUUUUAGUUGUGUGCAAACCAAUGAAUAUGAUGUGAGCUUAUCGAGUGAUUCACACCAUACCACGCAAUAUAUCACAGGGAUAUGUGUUUUUGAUAACGAUACGAUCAUUAUUGCUGACUACAAUCUGAAAAAACUGAAGCUUGUGGACCAGCACUAUAAAGUGAUCAGCCACCUUGAUGUGCCUCUUUCUGUCGGAGGCAUGUGCCGAAUCAGUACAAAUAAAGUCGCAGUUACUGUGUGUGAGGAUACAACAAAUGGGAUCCAAUUGUGUUUUAUAAACAAUGGUCAGCUGUUGAAGGGUAAUCAACUUCAGUUACAAGAGGAGUGCACUGGUAUUGCCCAUCAUGCAGGCACUUUGUUUGUAACCUCCCGUAAAACUCUGUAUCUGUACAACCUGUCUGGUGAACUUUUGCAAAAAAUAUAUGAAGAUACAACUUCAAAUUACAGAGAUGAUGAGGAGGAUGACGAGGAAGAUGAGGAGGAUGAAGAUGAAGACUUUAUUGAGAUGCCCCCACUCAGAACUACCCCUCCUGGGCAAAAGAAGCGCAAAUCCAACAGUCAUGCGGACCAUGACAAACUAGAUCUCCAGAAAAGAUUCACACAGCUUGAUCUGUCACAGUGUGAAGCCAAGUUCAAGCAGGCUUUGAAGGACUACAUAGACCAAGGUGUGUCCAAGGACUCUGCCUCUCUGAACGCCGGGGAUUCAGAACUGCACGAGUUUUCACAGCUACUCGAGUCCACAGCUGAUGGACUCAGGAGAGAACUGGACAAGUUCAUAAGGAACAUUGACACUCUCCAUGAGCUGUUGAGGGUCGGGGACAGAAAACACUCCACACUGGAUUCCAAACUAAAGUUGACUGGUUCUGGCCUGCCCUCCCUGUUGGAACAAAUGUCGCGUGUAAGGACAAUGGUGCUGACCAUCCAGACAGAGGCCCAUGAUGCCAUUCAACUGACGGCGAUUCCAUCGGAGUACGAGUUCCUGGACAGUCAUGUAUCAGAGAAGGAAUUUGUGGCAGGCGUAGUCGCCGGUCCUUUCCUCAAGUCCAAGUACCUACCUUACAUUCCACUCAGCAAGUUUGAGGUUAAACAAAUCAAGCAUGGUGGUAAAGUAAUGUCGAAGAUAACUCUGAAUGUAGACCUGCAAACUGGCAAGUACUCCGUUCUACAGGUGGCUGGGAAACAUAUCCCUGAGCAUAGCUCCUUCGAUCAUGACAGAAUUUUGCACCUGAUUAAGAGCACGAAGGACAAGUGCAACUUGGAUGUGAUACUGGACGGCAAGAUGAAGCAGACGUACUCGUUUGCAGACCCUCACGCUCGAGAAAACUUCUGUCUGCAGAUACGACAGAUGAAGAACAUGCACUCAACCGAGGCUGAAAUCGAUCAGAUAUCAUUGUUUGUUGGAACAUGGAACAUGGGUAAUGCAGCCAUGAAUAAUUGCUUCAGCACGUGGCUCAAGUGCAUGGGGUCGGGUGCCUCACGUGACCGGGUGCUGGGAGUUAUCCCCCAUGAUGUGUACGUAGUGGGCACACAGCAGUCCAGCACCUCAGAAAAGGACUGGGUUAGUCGGCUCAAGGCAGGACUUAAAGCAUGUGUCCUAAUUGACAUGGAGCUGGUGGAGGUGUGCUCUCUGUGGGGCAUACGUCUCGCCAUACUGUGUAAGCCCGAACACAAGGCGCACAUCACCAGAGUGCAGCGCAGCUCGGUCAGGACUGGCAUUGCAAACGCUUUAGGCAACAAAGGGGCUGUGGCAAUUUCCUUCUACUUCAACGGUACUUCGUUCUGUUUCAUCAAUACUCAUUUGACAUCUGGGGACGAGAAGUGUAAUAGGAGGAACCAAAAUUUCCGUGACAUUGUGAAGAACCUGACUUUGAAUCUGGGGCAAAAGCACCUGUCACUGUUCGACAUCACGAGUCAGUUCCAACACGUGUUCUGGCUGGGCGAUCUCAACUAUCCAAUCGAGGAGGAUAUAAAGAUGAUCCUGCGCAAGGUCCAUGAGAAGGACAUAGGGUUCCUUAUGGAGAGAGACCAGCUUAGGAAACAGCAGAAACACAAGACAUCUUUCAGCGGCUUCCAAGAGGCAGAAGUUACAUUUUUGCCAACAUAUCGACUUGAAAGAAAUGUUCCUGGUAACAAAUAUGCCUGGAAACAGGUCAAGACCACAGGGGUGCGAAUCAAUGCUCCAUCUUACUGUGACCGUGUGCUGUGGAAGUCAUAUCCUGGAACCUUUGUGGAAAACGUAGCCUAUGGCUGUUCUGAUGCCAUACUCAGCAGCGACCACAGGCCGGUGUUCUCCUCGUUCAAUGUUGGGAUAUCCUCUGAGUUCAUCCAGACAUUGCAGUCCCUCUCAGAAAUGGCCCCCGUCACCAUCGUAUUUACCACAGUGGAAGCACAGGUGAAGACAUGUUGCAAGCAAUACUUCCAACUGAGUUUCUAUUCCUCCUGCUUGCCAGACAUGUUUAGAAGCCAGCCCAACACUUCGUUCAAGGAGAACAAGAUUGGUUUCUUCACUGUCCCUGUUUGGCUCAAGACCAAUUUGCCUGAGAUGCGGCCUCUAUUUGCGGACCAAAGCUACUUGGAGGACCAGCACAUAUUGAUAGCUGUGAUAGCGCAGGAUGCGGCCGAUGAGUCCUACGGGGAAUGUGUGGUCAGCCUUCGCGGCAUGUUCUCCGAGGAGCACAAGGACUUUGAGUACCUACUUUACCACCAGGGGGAGGAGGUGGGCAGGAUCAGCGGCAAAUUCCAUGUUCGUACAGUAGGAAAGCAAAACAACACCAGAACAAUGCAUAGGAAUUACAGUUUGAUCGCCUUUGACACUGAAUACCAGUAUGAGGACCCUUAGAUGUAUGUGUCCGACCAUCCAUUGCAUCGCUCCAGUGCUUCCCCACAGACACAGAAGAAGCCCGGUCCCACCUCAAUGCAGCCUGCGCAUGGUUUCCAGUCAAGGGUAACACUCCGUCAGACUGUCAGCAACAUCGUUGAUAGCCGCUGUACUGACCCGCAUAGAGAUGACCAGGUCCCGGGCGCGAGGCACGACACCCGCUACGCGCCCACCUCCAUUGAUGAGUGGCUGGCGGGGCUUAAUCUUUCCUGCUACGCAGACAAUUUCCUGCUGAACGGCUGGGAUAGCCUCCUCUACUUGACGGAGCUCAAACUUUCCGACUUAAGAAACAUCGGUAUAGACGUGCCUGAACACCAGAAAGUCAUCAUGAGCAGCGUGAAAGACCUCAAUCAAGAGUGAUAUUUUGUUGGUCUUUGUAUAUACCAUGUAUCAGACUCGCUCUAUUGAAGCGGGCUUAUGUAUAUGCCUAAUGCAUCGUUCUAAAUUAGCCUGUGCAGUCAACACAUGCUAAUCAGGGACGACACUUUCCACCUAGACUUGAUUUUUGUUUAGAAGAAAUAUCUAUAAAAGGACAUAUUCCAUAAAGCGGAAAGUGGCGUCCCGGAUCUUUGGCGACACUCAAUGCAUAUGCUAUAAACCCCGUUUUGCCAUAGUGGGGGUCAUGUAAUGAUAACACCCCUUCAACAAUUGCCUCUGCUCUGCAGCUUACUUGCUCAUGUUGUUAUUGCAGUUUGUUUUACGCAUUUUGAAGCCAUUCAACAUGUGCAUGAUGUGUCUUUUAUAUUAAUGUCAAAAUAUAACAGUUUUCACUUGUUUUCAUAAAUGAAAUUAAAUACUAUAUUAAAUUAGACAUUGAAGUUGUUUUAUGUUUAUAUUUAAAUAACCAUUCUUAGGUAUAUCAGUAAACAUAGAAGGUUAAAAAAUAUUCGUUUCAGAAUAACAAAACUUAACUGAUAAUUUUAUAUAUUUAUAUGUUUGUAUGAUUGGCUUAUAUAUCUGUUAUCGUUGCUUAUAAAUUAUAAGGAUAACAAUCUUGGGAAACAUUUAACAAUUUGUGUUGAAGAUCUAACAAGUGAGAUGAAAUCAUGUAUCCAUAUGUGAAAAAAUGUGGAUAUAUUACAGCUUGUAUGCUUAGUUUGUUUAUUCGCUUAUGCAAAUGGCAAAAAACAACUAAACAAAUUUAUUGAAAUGAGACUUGAUGUGACUUUUAUGAAGUAAUACUGGAACUGUCAUUGAGAUGUGGCCAUGAUCACAUUUGAGUCAUACUAUAACCACUGCUUUUCCCAUGACAUUUUAUCGUAAUAAAACCAGUUUUGUCCUAGUUCUUUUCAGAACAUGCUUAUUUUAAGCUAGUUGGAUACUGGUAAGUCUGACUGUAAAAAUAACUUCUCUUAAAUGCAAGGCCCAAAGAUGUACAUAUUGGUAGGUAUAGUAGUCAUCUUCAUAGCGUGUAGUCAUUGAGUACUAUCCCUCUGAGGUACUGUUUCUCAGUUAAGCAUUCAAUGGUCCCAAUGGUGCUUAUUAUACAUUGUGUUUUCAAAACACGUUUUUGCUAGAUACGUAUUAGAAACUUUGCAUAGCCAUAGUUUCACAUAUCCCUUGACUCGAAGAAACCAGGGAUGGGCAUUUGCACCGUUGCUCAUUAGGAUCUAAUGUGUUGUCAACAAAACUAAUAUUAAAGAUUGAACAUGUAUUCCAAAGUUAAUUUAUGUAUACAAAUAAGUUCUCAUUUCCACACUGCCAACAACUCGUUCAAUGAUUUAGACUCCUUGGUUAAGAUUUUUGAUAACAUGUAGUAUUUGUCAGAUUUUGUUUGUCAGAGUCUGUUUCAGUAAUAUCUGCACUAUCCUUUAACCCUUUGCAUGCUGGGAAAUUUGUCGUCUGCUAAAAUGUCGUCUGCUUAAUUUGUAAAAUAAGCAUUUUCCUUUAUUUUUUUUCAAAGAAUACUAUCAGAAUAGCAAACAGUUUGGAUUCAGAUGAGACGCCACGUUCUGUGGCGUCUCAUCUGGAUCCAAACUGUUUGCAAAGGCCUUUAAAACUCGGUUCCCGCACUGAAAGGGUUAAAUGUCCCCGUACGUUCUAGUAGUUACCUAGCAAGACAUAAACAUUUAACAAGUUCUGUUGUAGGGAAUGCAUUUAGGCAAGCAUUUCAUUUUACUCAUUAUUUGAAUAGAUGUUUGGUUGUGUGCUACAUGUUAUAUACCUUUUUUGAAGCUUUGAUACUUUGUUUUAAAAGUACUAGGUGUAGCUCCACCUUUGAACGGUACUGUGUUAUCACUAAAGUUCUUGUAUUCAAUCUUUCUUUUCUGCAUGUUUGUUAUGUAGAGCCAUCUGCAAUUGUAUUGUAUUUAUCGCUUGAAGUAAGUUCAGUGUUUGUUUGAAAGUACGUUUUUUUCAUUAUCCUGUUGUAAAAAGUGUUUCUUUUAUUCUAAACUGCAUAUAUAUUCUAAAUAUUACUUAUUUACUUCUUUACAUGCAUAUAUGUAGGUAUUAGUCAUGAACUUGCAUGCAGAUCUGUUUUCCAUAAAAAGUUAUUGUGAGUUUUGAAUAUUUUGAAAAAAAAAUGUAGAAGAAUAUUUUGCUAGUCUUUAAGCAGACUUUAAACGUAUACAAUUACUACACCUUGUGCUUGUCAUUAAUCCAAUAUUACCCCAACUGAAACACACAAAAAUAGUCAUAGAUUAAAAUAAAAGGUGACUGAUGAUUGACACAUGCGUAUAUCAUAAAAUAUUGCGUAUUCAUCGA
Molecule: messenger RNA, 6770 nt
Organism: Dreissena polymorpha
Lineage: Eukaryota; Metazoa; Mollusca; Bivalvia; Myida; Dreissenidae
Product: phosphatidylinositol 3,4,5-trisphosphate 5-phosphatase 2-like
Exons: 23
Coding region: 309-4025 (1238 amino acids)
Biological process (GO): phosphatidylinositol dephosphorylation
Molecular function (GO): phosphatase activity; zinc ion binding
Source: RefSeq, a predicted model, not a curated record